Molecule: messenger RNA, 1547 nt
Organism: Cephus cinctus (wheat stem sawfly)
Lineage: Eukaryota; Metazoa; Arthropoda; Insecta; Hymenoptera; Cephidae
Product: probable G-protein coupled receptor B0563.6
Exons: 8
Coding region: 257-1486 (409 amino acids)
Biological process (GO): G protein-coupled receptor signaling pathway
Cellular component (GO): membrane
Molecular function (GO): G protein-coupled receptor activity
Source: RefSeq, a predicted model, not a curated record
CGCUACGACGUUUCGCGCCGUCGACAUUGAACAGGUCAUGAGUUCGUAUUAGAGUUUUCAAUUGCAUCGUGUAACUGCAGCCUGUUGACACAAAAGAAAAAGGUGAGAUAGAUAUAUGUUAAAGAAUUUACCCGGAUGCUGAUAAUUGAGAAAAAUCCCUCAUUUGAAAUGUCGACUCUAAUAAUGUGUUUGUCAGACGUGUAGUUCUCUGCCGUAUCACUUAAUCGAAUGGGAAUACCGAGAAUUUCAAAAGGUCAUGUUAACAGGAUUGAUCGAUGGAGCGUUCUCCUGCUGCGAUAGUAACUACUCCACAGAGAGAUACGAGCCAUUUGGAGAUGACGAGGAGGCUAUUAGAAAGGAACUCCUUCACAUAGAAUGGGCCGUGCACAGAAUAGCCACCCCAGCCAUUUUGACUUUUGGACUCCUGGGAAAUAUUUUGACUUUGGCUGCUUUAUCAGGACCGUCAUUCCGCGGAGUGACGUAUUUAUAUCUGACGGGCUUGGCUGUAGCUGAUAUAGGUGUCCUAAUCUCCUGGAUACCAGUCGCCAUCAGACUAGGAUAUGGGAUGAAUAAAUUCUAUCUAGCCGCACUUUAUCACGCUCACAUAGAGCUCGUUCUUCUGCAUACUUUCAUGGCUGCCAGCAUUUUCAUAAUGGCUUCACUUACCGUGGACCGAUACGUCUCAGUCUUCUUUCCAGCACGUUUGAGAUCUGGAAAUAUACGGCGCAAUGCUAAUUCACUGAUCAUUGCAUCUUUCAUGCUUGGUUUCAUGAUCAGUAUACCGCUUGGAGGUAUGAGACUCGUAUACGAGCAGCAGGAUGGUCCUGAUUUAGUAUUUAUAUUACAAGAGAAUACCUCUAUCACUCGCAAUGAAUUAUGGACAGCUUAUCUAUGGGGAUUAGAGAGUCUUGUACGGAUUGGACCAUCUCUAGUCUUUGUCUUUCUUAAUACAUUGGUCAUCAAAAGAUUUCUUCAACUCACUGCCAAACGACGUAGGUUCCAUGCAGUGUCUGAUAAAUAUAGAGCGACACACGUUGCGGAAACAUCAUCCCUGAUGCGGAAUCGUGGAUACAGUUCGUUUUACAGGGAGGAGCAGCAGUUGGUCAUUCUAUUAUCUGCCAUAGUUAUUUUCUUCUUUUUAACCACUACUCCGGCUAUAUGUGUCACUUUGAUAUAUCCAAUAAAAUUAGAAAAGGAUUUGAAUUACCAACGGAUGCGGGCUAUCGUUAAUUUGGUGGAAAUCAGUAACUUUGCACUAAAAUUCCUUCUUUAUUUUGCGUGCAGUACUGAUUUUCGUAGUGCUGCACUUCGUACUUUCCAGGGACGAUGCAAGGAGGAAGUACGGGAUAUGUCUCAGGAACCUCCUGUGGGUGAAAUUGAGGACUUUAGUCGACAUGGAACAACCUUUCGAAUGUCUCCUGAACAUACCAAACUGAAUUCUCCAGGAUCACCGUCGAAGUUGAAUGAGGAGAAGGAAUUACAGUAAUCCUAAGUUGGAUAUUGCAGUGAAAAUUGUGUAUACUUAUGUUUAUGGAAAUAUGUAUAUU